ACGCGAACACCCGAUGAAAAAUAGGCGUGGAGGGAGCGUGUUGAGUCAAGGAUGGCUGAUAUAAAGUCGUGCGAGUUUAUAAAACGGAGACGAACUUACUCCAAAACCCAGUUUUCCAACCGAUCGCGCGACUAGAAACACACGGUAUUCUGUCAUUAAAACAAAGUGUCCAUUCAGACGCUCAAAAGCCGUUAUCGUCAGUCGUUUAUCCCGCAUACAGAAAAAUCGGCCAAUUGAUAUAUAACGAAAAGAGAGUGAUUGUAAUAUAACGAAAAGAGAAUAGAUCGGAAAAUUUUCAACAUACGUCAAUUCAACGGCGACUCAUUGAUAUCAAACAUUCUCUUGUCACGCAAUAAUUCUUCGUAAUAAUAUUUUUCACUCUUUUAUUUAAAAAUGAUGACACAUGACAUGAAAGAGGAUCUCGUCGAAUGUGAUAACACAUCAAUAAGAUAUAGGGUACACGUCGCUUAAGUGCUAAGUGAGCGCAUACUUUUAUAUUAUAUUAUAUGCAGGAUUGGAAAUCUCAAUCGGUCUCGUUAGAGACAUAUUAUGUAUAAAUCUCAUAUUUAUCGGAGCAGCGAAACUCCGCCACGAGACAGCGAAUCUGAGAGCACGCCACUGCUCUCUUCGAGAUCUCGUACGAGUUUAGAGCCGGUAGUAUUGUUCGGUGAUUCCGAAACAAGCAACUUAGUUCCGAGUUUGGCCAACGACUCUUUCCAGUAUGGGAGCGCCGACACCGUCAAUAAUAGUGCAAUCCUAACAGUGAUACCGAAAAGUCCACCACCUCUGAUGCUGAAUAAUGAAUUAUUCGUUUCUACAGCGGAUCCACUGUGCAAUCUCGGCCAUGAAAAGAAUUACGAGACAUACAACAUCGAUUCGAUAUUGAUGAGUGAGAAGCCCGAUGUGAACAAUUACGCGCUCGGAGGAGAUCUCAAAGCCGGAUCGUUGCAGUUUCAACCUGACAUAGUGCCAGUUACAUGCAAGGAUUUCAAGCCAAAACAAAGCUCGUUAGUCACCAUAUUCUCAAUAUGGAACACGAUACUUGGAUCAUCGUUGUUAACGAUGCCGUGGGGAAUCGCAAUGGCUGGAUUCUUUCCUGGGAUCAUCAUUAUACUAAUGAUGAGUGGUUUAUGUCUGUACACUGCUUAUCGUCUUAUAGCCGCACACGAGUAUCACGUUCAUGAAGGGGGAGGAGAAAAUAUAGAAGUCCUAGAUUUGAGCCGAAUAUAUCUUAAUAAAUGGGCAGAAUAUAUUGCCAGAAUUUUUAGUAUUGCUGUAUUGAUGGGCGCAACUAUAGCUUACUGGAUAUUGAUGGCUAAUUUCCUGUAUAAUAGCGUUAAUUUUAUUUAUGAUAACAUAGCUAGUUGGUCAAAAUAUCCUGUAUCUGAGAAUACCUCGCAUAUUGAAGUUCUAUGUCCAAAGAAAGAAAUUCACAAUAAUAAUGACACUAUUAUAAUUCACGAAAAAACAUUUGACGCGCUAGGACCAGCGUGGGAUCUGCACGCAACAGUGCCCGUAUUUUUAGGGCUACUGGUAUUUCCCUUGCUGAAUUUUAAUAGUACAACAUUUUUUACAAAGUUUAAUUCUCUCGGGACGGUAUCAGUAAUAUAUUUGAUCGUUUUUGUUAUGAUAAAAUCCACAUCUUGGGGCGUGAAUAUGAAUGGAACAGAAUGGAAAACCAGUUGGGUAAUACGACCGACGUUUCCGGCCCUUACAGGAAUGUUAUCGUUAUCGUUCUUCAUUCAUAAUAUUAUAAUCAGUAUAGUGAAAAAUAAUCGUAAUCAAAAAAAUAAUGGGAGGGAUUUAACUAUAGCAUAUAUUCUCGUCACUGUAACAUAUUUCAUAAUAGGUUUAAUGUUUUACAUAUGCUUUCCUCUACCCAAAUCAUGCAUAGAAGAUAACUUAUUGAAUAAUUUUCAAAAAUGGGAUGGCCUUACCAUAGGUGUUCGUAUAGUACUACUUUUCCAGUUAUUGACUGUUUAUCCUUUGAUUGCAUACAUGUUACGUAUUCAAUUGCUCUCAUCGAUAUGUAAAACAAUAUGUAAUAGAAGCUUAGUGCUUAUUGUUAAUCUCAUAUUAGUUUCCAUAUGUAUUUUGUUUGCAACGUUUAUGCCAUAUAUUGGAACUAUUACUCGAUAUACUGGUGCCAUGAGUGGAUUAAUUUACGUUUUCACUUUACCAAGUUUACUACAUUUGUCGAUUUUAAAGAGACAAGGAAAAUUAACUGUGUGCUCUUCGUUAAUCCAUUUGAGUAUACCUGUUAUUGGAAUUAUAAAUCUUGUUGCUCAAUUUUUUAUUAGAGAUAAGUGAUAAAAUAAUUAAGUUAUGAUAGACUGUAUAAAUGCGCGCACGCAUUUAGUCUCUUUUAUAAUAUUUAAAAUUGACUACUCAGUACGAACAUAAUGACGUCAAAUGAUGUUUUAAUGACGUCUUAAUGACAUCUUUAAUGUUAAUAAUACGUCAUUAAUAUGUCAUCCUGCUAUUAGAGUAUAUCUAGUAAAAGUAUGUUUUAAACUUUUACAACAAACAAAGUUAAAAAGAAAGUAAAAAUAAACAAAAGUCAAGCAAAAUGUAAAACAAUUUAUAUAUUAAAUAAUUUAUUAUUUAUAAGAGCAUCUUGUAUUACCAAAUUACUCAUAUAAAUUCAAAGUAUAUUAAAUUUAGGAAAAUGUAAAUACACAUGAUGUACCAAAAUUAGUUUAUUUAACGGAUAUUAAAUAAUAUAAUUUAUUUAAUAUUUUAAGUAUAUGUAAAGAUAUAAAUUUAUAUUUUUCUUAUGUAUGUGUGGCCAUGGAACAAGUCCACUGGCCACAUAUUUUUCUUAUGAUUAACACAAAAAUUCUUCAUGCUGUAUUUUAUAUUUUAACAAAUAUGUAGUAUUAAAUAUACUUCAAUUUUUUUUA
Molecule: messenger RNA, 2903 nt
Organism: Odontomachus brunneus
Lineage: Eukaryota; Metazoa; Arthropoda; Insecta; Hymenoptera; Formicidae
Product: sodium-coupled neutral amino acid transporter 9-like
Exons: 12
Coding region: 550-2310 (586 amino acids)
Biological process (GO): amino acid transmembrane transport
Molecular function (GO): amino acid transmembrane transporter activity
Source: RefSeq, a predicted model, not a curated record